AUGAACUCCGACAAAAAGACGAAGCUCGCAAUCGCCAUGGCCGUUAUCUGCUACUCCUUCGCCGAUACCGACUGGCUGUGGGAGGCUUUGCAGGCCGCCGGGUCCCCAAUCCAGGUUAUCGGUGGUCGAUCUGUAAGAGAGGGCAACAAGAUCUUGGCUCUAUAUGGAGAUCGCCUGCUCGGACAGUUUGUUGCGCAUGAAGGCAUUGUCCAGAACACCAUGAACAGAAGUCGCGAGAUCGACGACCGCAUCAAGUAUUGCGUCAACAAUGACCGUUUGGCUCAAAUCUUCGAUGAAGCUGGUCUCGCGUCUUGCAUCAACCAGAACCCCUCUCAGGGAAUCCACGUCGGGUCCAAGACCAAGUCGGCCACCAUCGAAGCCAUCAUCGGCGCUGUCGCCAUGGACGGCGGACUUCAGGCGGCCAGAGAAGUCGCCCAAAACUUGGGAGUCUAUACCCCAGAAGAGACUGAGUACUAA
This is a messenger RNA of Colletotrichum higginsianum IMI 349063, 477 nucleotides long. RefSeq names its product RNase. Gene Ontology annotation, biological process: RNA processing. The record is from RefSeq and is a predicted model, not a curated record. NCBI's taxonomy places the organism in Eukaryota, Fungi, Ascomycota, Sordariomycetes, Glomerellales, Glomerellaceae. Gene Ontology annotation, molecular function: ribonuclease III activity. The transcript is spliced from 2 exons. The coding region runs from base 1 to 477 and encodes 158 amino acids.